Ornithorhynchus anatinus (platypus) is the source of this 815-nucleotide messenger RNA. RefSeq names its product oncomodulin (gene OCM). NCBI's taxonomy places the organism in Eukaryota, Metazoa, Chordata, Mammalia, Monotremata, Ornithorhynchidae. Gene Ontology annotation, molecular function: calcium ion binding. Gene Ontology annotation, cellular component: cytoplasm; nucleus. The transcript is spliced from 6 exons. Bases 233 to 571 code for a protein of 112 amino acids. The record is from RefSeq and is a predicted model, not a curated record.
CUCUAAUGUUUACAGUGCAUUUUGCCUGAGGACACUGGAAAGAAAUGCCCUAUUUUCCAGAUAACAAAGGCCACAGCAGAGUUGACCUUUUGAUAAUGGGCAAUUCCCACUAACUUGAGCUGGAAGCCAAAGGAUAUAUUAGCAACACACAGAUUGAGGUCAAAAAAAAUACAUCUUCAAGUAGAAAAUUCCUUUCCCAAAAUAGGCCUGGCCCUACGGAGGUUUGGCCUUUAUGUUGAAAAUGAGCAUCACUGAUGUUCUUAGUGCUGCAGAUAUUGCUGCUGCCCUGAAGGAGUGCCAAGACCCAGAUUCCUUCAACCAUAAACAAUUCUUCCAGACCUCUGGCCUGGCCAAGAAGAGUGCUAGUCAGGUGAAGGAUAUCUUCCGGUUCAUAGACAAUGAUCAAAGUGGAUUCCUUGAUGAAGAUGAACUCAAGUUCUUCCUCCAGAAGUUUGAAAGCGGUGCUAGAGUGCUGACCAGCUCAGAAACAAAGUCCCUGAUGGCUGCUGCAGAUCAUGAUGGAGACGGCAAAAUUGGGGCCGAUGAAUUCCAAGAAAUGGUGCACUCUUAAAGCCCUAAAGUCCUUGGACACAGAGAAAACAGAGAAAGGGACCAAACUGCAGAAAAGAAUCCACAAUCUUUGAAUGGGAAAUUCCACAUUCUCCCCCUAAUUUAUUUUUUUUCUUGGAAAGCAUCUGCUACUUACUCAUUGCUCUAGUUACCUAUCAAGACAGUGUGUACGGUCCUACUGCAUUCUGUGGAGCACCUCGGCAGGGCCCCUUAUAUCCUCCAAUAAAAACAAGUAUCUCAUCAUC